UGGACAUGACACAGGAACCGGAAUUGAGGACCACAUUGUACUCAUGCGUCUUCGUGUUUACAACUAAGUAGUGGCUUCAGUCACCUUAACAAUUUACUUGGAAUAUUUGCGACUCAACAACGGGGCAUGUCGGACAACGAAGAUAACUUUGAAGAUGGAGAUUUUGAUGACGCCGAAGAGGAUGAGGGAUUGGAUGAUUUGGAAAACGCGGAAGAUGACGAUCAGGAGAAUGUACAGAUCCUCCCCGCAGGUGAGGGCCAGCAGGCCAACCAGAAGAGGAUAACAACAUCAUACAUGACAAAAUACGAGAGAGCUAGAGUUUUGGGAACUCGAGCGCUCCAGAUAGCCAUGUGCGCACCAGUCAUGGUGGAGCUGGAAGGUGAAACGGACCCGUUACAAAUUGCUAUGAAGGAGCUCAAGUGCGGAAAGAUCCCCAUAAUCAUCCGCCGCUACCUUCCAGACGGAAGUUAUGAGGACUGGGGGUGCGACGAGCUCAUCAUUAGCGAUUAAGCCACUUGUGCAGUCUGCAACAAUGGAGAUGCUGUCGGCUUCGUUCCUCCAGACUAUCAAAACGGCUUUUGACACAAUGCAUCAAACAGCAACCUCUUCUCACGUUGAAACGAACCCUUUGUAUCGCCUGUUCAAACCACAUUUGGAGGAAAAGUACAGUGAUUGUUUGUUUUAGAAAAUUCCUUUAUUUUCAGUCUGUUUUGGUGGAGAUUUAACUGUAAGAAACUGUUUUAUUGUUUUGAAUAAACUUGCGAUACUUCCA
This is a messenger RNA of Syngnathoides biaculeatus (alligator pipefish), 772 nucleotides long. It is a transcript of the gene polr2f, whose product is annotated as RNA polymerase II, I and III subunit F. Gene Ontology annotation, cellular component: nucleus; RNA polymerase II, core complex; RNA polymerase I complex. NCBI's taxonomy places the organism in Eukaryota, Metazoa, Chordata, Actinopteri, Syngnathiformes, Syngnathidae. Bases 127 to 510 code for a protein of 127 amino acids. The transcript has 5 exons. Gene Ontology annotation, biological process: DNA-templated transcription. The record is from RefSeq and is a predicted model, not a curated record. Gene Ontology annotation, molecular function: DNA-directed RNA polymerase activity; DNA binding.